This is a messenger RNA of Ostrea edulis (European flat oyster), 5114 nucleotides long. RefSeq names its product ubiquitin carboxyl-terminal hydrolase 36-like. The record is from RefSeq and is a predicted model, not a curated record. Gene Ontology annotation, biological process: regulation of apoptotic process; protein deubiquitination. NCBI's taxonomy places the organism in Eukaryota, Metazoa, Mollusca, Bivalvia, Ostreida, Ostreidae. The coding region runs from base 2 to 3358 and encodes 1118 amino acids. Gene Ontology annotation, molecular function: cysteine-type deubiquitinase activity; cysteine-type endopeptidase activity. The transcript has 17 exons. Gene Ontology annotation, cellular component: nucleus; cytosol.
AAUGAUUGAACAGCCGGAGAUGCCCGGAUAUUGUAUUCGAGAGUGUGUUGUUGGCCAUCGUGUGCUGAAAGAAAUAAAUGAUAUGCCUGCUAAUUCAGCUGACAACAUAGUUCAUAUAGAGGAGACUUUAAAGUCUUCCCUAAGCAAUAAGGGAACUAUUGAUCGCCAGAUUGUCUCAUCUUCAAAGAAGAUUUUAUUGUCCAAUAUAGGCUUCCAGCCCGCUGGACAGCCCUACACCCUACAGCAAGAGUCCUUGAGAGCAAAGUAUAUUCCACUGAACUCUUCAAAGAACUUUGGAUCUGAUCAUGAUCAGCACAUUGAGACCAACAUGAGUACAAAUGGGAAUAAUGUUACUGAGAGUAGUAGUGGUGAAAGCUUGCCAAGUCCAAAAAUUGUACUAUACCCUGAGGAUAAGAUUAAACUACAAUGGAAAAAACCACACAAAAUAGGAUCAGGUCUUAUCAACAUGGGAAAUACUUGUUUCCUGAAUUCCACCCUCCAGUGUCUGACUUACACUGCACCUCUAGUCAACUACUGCCUCAGUGGAGAACACAAUCAAUCUUGCAAGCAGCCAGGAUUUUGCAUGAUGUGUGAACUUCAGCGUCACAUAAGAAGAUGCUAUGAGAAUUCUGGAUCAAACAUCAAACCUCAGGCAAUUUUACAGAAACUUAAAAUGAUAGCAAAGCACAUGCACUGGGGUAGACAAGAGGAUGCCCAUGAAUUCCUGAGAUAUGUUGUAGAUUCUAUGCAAAGGUCCACUUUGAAUGGCCACACCAAGUUAGACAAAUUUAGCAAAGAGACAACAGUUGUAAACCAAAUAUUUGGAGGUUACCUCAGAAGUCAAGUUCAGUGUCUGCGAUGCAAAGAAAAGUCUAAUACUUAUGACCCAUUUAUGGAUAUAAGUUUAGACAUAAAGACUGUGCCAAGUCUUGAAAAGGCAUUUGAAAAAUAUGUACUACCUGAAAAGCUGGACUGUGACAAUGCCUACAUGUGCAAUAGAUGUAAGCAGAAGGUCCCUGCAUUGAAGAGGUUUUCCAUUCACAAAGCUCCAAAUGUUUUAACCAUAUCUCUCAAAAGAUUUGAUUAUAGUAAAAUGGUACAGGGAAAAAUUGGGAGACAUGUCCAUUUCCCAGAAAAACUGAAUUUGAGGCCUUACAUGAGUGCAAAACAGGGUGAUACAUUACUGUUUAGCCUGAAUGCUGUGCUUGUACACUCUGGUUACACAGCCAAUUCUGGACAUUACUACUGCUAUGUCAAGUCCUCCACUGGUAUCUGGUUCUGCAUGAAUGAUGCCAAUGUACAACAAGUCAGUGUGGGUCGAGUUCUGGGUGCUGAAGCAUAUGUCCUGUUCUAUACCAAAGUACACAGUGAAAGUAUAACCAAACCCAUACACACUGUGACAACUGCAAACCAUGUAAACAAAAAAUGUAACUUCAAACCUCUGAAUGGUGUAACAAGGUAUCCAAGCACUGACACCGGUGUUCCUGUUGCCAGAAGCACAUCUUCCUCUUCAAUGAUUGGUCCUUCCCUAUCUAAGUCAGACACCUCAAACACUGCUGCAGCAUCAGCCACCCCACUUCCAGAAAAAAGGGACAAAGUCGUGUUUGGUUUGAACAAGACACCAUCUCCCACAAAGAGCCCAGGAAAUUCUGACGGCAAAAGAAUCGUUAUGCAGAUCAAAAAUGGAAAAGUUACAACCUAUGAAAGGUCGCCCAAUGGCAAGUCCAAGAUUGUUAAUGGAGACAAAGUGAACUCAAGACUGGUGCCAUAUGGAGAUGACUCUGAAUCAGAUGACGAACAUGCCAUUGUGAAUGGUGGGAAACGAUCUUUGUAUGUUAAUGGGAAAAACCAAAUACUGCAAGACAUGCGUGAGAGUGAAAAACAGAGAAAUGAUCACAGAGUUGUUUUUGAUAAGAAACUGAAUGCCACCACAUCUGUGCCUGGAAAUGCUCAUUUAUUGGAAACCACCUUAAAGCAGAAGGGAGAGGUGCAUGAAAAUUCCAACAGGCAGAUUGAUGGACUGAAUCUUAUGGUGAAUAAAACUAAAGAUUGUGAAACAUCUCAGGACAGGUCAAAGACCUACAUUGACGAUAAUGGCAUCCUCUGCAUUAGUGCAAAUAGUGGAGGAAAAGUGAAGGCAACAUCUUCAAACUGGCAAGUAGACUGUGCUCCUAGUCCCUCUGUUGGCUCAUGUUCAAGUCGUGAAAGUGUGAACUCCACUUCAGGUUGGCAUAUCAAAGACAAAUCAGAUGCUCCAAAUUAUUCCAAGGUACCAGACAGACAAUACUCUGGCUGGAAAGUGUUGGAUGAAACUGAAACCAAACAUACUGAUAUUACAAAGGAGGAGGCCUCUGACAGCUCCUUAUCCGCACAAGUGAAAAAGCUGUUUGCAGCAAGCAGAGAAGAUGGUUAUAGCAAGUAUGAAACAAAUGUAUACCAAGGAAAAGAAGGCUGUGACCCAUUCUUCCAAAACAAAACUAUCGGUUUGUCUGAGAGACAACCUCUGCUGGCAGAUGUUGAUACAGAGGGGAUUGUGCCUCGCAAGAAACACAAGAAGCAUAAGAAGCACAAAAGAGAGCAUAGAAGCAUGAAAUAUGACGAGCUGGUAAAUGAGAGCAGUUCUAGUCCAGAAUCCCACAAGAAGCACAAGAAAAAGAAGCAUAAGCACAAAAAGGAGCGCAAACACUCAAAGCAAUAUAAUGAUUCUGAUGAAGAGAAACAUGGCAGAAAACAUAAGAGAUCGUAUGAUGAUUCUGAAGAGGAUUCUGGAAAGGAAAAGAGAACACGGUUGGAUGGAGAUUCAUAUGUAUGGGUGGAAAAGACCAAGGACUCACUUAAACAGAGCAAAUCAGACAGUAGUGUCUUGGUUCAGUCCUGGGAUCACCACAUCAAGGAUGGUUUCAAAAAAUCCAAGAACGGUUCAGGUGAUGGCAAGUCCUACAGCACCUGGGAUGGCAGCCGAUCUUCCAAAGUAGCAGAGGAGCUGGAGAGACAGUCCUCUGCCAAAGGCUAUGGAUCAUCAGUAAACUCAUGGGAAGGUGGCAAGAGUGUUUUGGAUACUGAAAUGGAGGGAGAAAAGCGGAAUCACAAGAGACACUGGUCUGAUGAUUAUGAGGAUGAAUUGGACCAUGGCAAAACCAAGAAAGUCAAGAAAUACCACUCUGACUGCAAUGUUCACUCUGGAUACAAUGCUUUCCAAAAAUACCAAGAUAACAGAAACUACGAAAACAAUAGAUUCAAAGGUGGUGUGAAUGGUUCUCACUCCUUCAGUGGCUCUAAUACUCAACACAGGGACUAUCGCCAUGAGGAUCAUCGCUAUUACCAACACCAUAGCCAUUCUUCCAAGUAUUCAUACUAGAAUUGAGUUCAUUGGAUGCAUGUCAACUGAAUGAAAAACUGGAAGGAGAAUAUAAGCUUUAUACUAUGGCCUGGUUUGUGAAAGGCUGCAGAGCAGCAGUGCUGAAAGACUGAUUUAAGUCAUCUUUCUUUCUUUUUUACUUUAUUGAUGAUGAUAGACUGAUUUGCAAUGCUUUCAUAAAGAGUCAUUUAAUCUAUUUUAUAUGUUUGUUGAUUAAAAGAUAAUUUACUUGAUAGUUUGUGGGCUUUCAUUUUUUUAUGAGUAAUUAGAGGUACCUUGAGGUAUAUUUCUGAAGCAAAUUAAUGUGCAGUACCACUGUAUGUAAUUGUGACACAAGUAAAGUGAUGAAAUGGUUUGAGUGUUUUAAAAAAUUGUAAUAUUUAUCUCACUGUAUAAACAUUUACAUAAUGAGGAGAUCAACAUCAAUGAUUUUGUUAAGGAAACCAUUGUAUUACACAGAAUUGUUUAGAAUAUGCCUCAUCAAAAUUUAAAUGUAAAAACCUUUUAAUAAUAAGUAAAUAUCAGUUUAGUUGGGAAAUAAUUGUGUGUAAAUCUGGUUGAUAUUGAGCACUUUUGAAUCAUAGAAGUGAUACUGUUGCUGAGUUGUGUGUUACUUAUAUAAGGUCAUAUAUAUUGUGUUCUAGAAAGUUUAUUUACUGUAGAAAAAUUUAGUUUUCCUUGGAACUUAAUCAUAGUUUUGAUAUUGGUAUGUACAAAUCAGGUUGGUCAUCUUUGUCUUUAUCAUGUUAUUUGUAAAAAAGAUUAAAAAAAAAUUCUGGAAAAAUUGUAGUCUCCAGAUAUAUUUUGCAAACUGAAUGUUGCUGAUUUUUGCAAAUGUUUCUAAAUUACAUCUCAAAAGAUAAGAAAAAUGUAUAUGAAUUCAAGUGUAGAAUCAAAAUAUUGUUUCAAAUUAUCUGACAGAAAGAUGCAUCUUUUACAUUUUGAAUGUCUCCUGUGAUUUUUAACAAUUUUCAGGGCAUGUGCAAUUGUUAGGUAAAAAAUAUCAAAAUGACAAUGCAUUUAUAGAAUAGUUUAUUUUUUAAUGAUGAAUGUAGCUAUUUGAUUCAUAUAUAGAUACUGGGUUGAACAGCCUUUCUGGGCCCCAUAUAACUCAAAAAUUUUAAAGGAAGACUAAAUUUUAUGUUAUUUCAAAAAAAGAGAUUGUGUCCAAUACAGUUUUACAUAAUUUGUUUAAAAACAUUUUCAUUAUAUGUCAAGUACAUGUAGUAUAUCAUUACAUAAACCAAAAUCUCAGGCAAUAUAUAUAACAUUUAUAUCUUUGUCCAAGGGAAGGUGCUAUUGAAGUCUUCUCACCUCCUGUGAAAUUAAGAAUGAAGUUGUGAAUUUGUAGUGACUGCUAGUUUGUGCCAUUUUUAUUUUGUUCAUGAACGCAUCUUAGAAUAUACAAGUUGGUUCAUUGCCAGUGACCGAAAUGUCCAUUCACAUACUGUGUAGACAUGCAUGUGAAGCAUUUUAGUCUGAAAGAUUUUUUACCGUAAAAAAGUCUGGAUUUUCCAAAAUGGUUGCAAGGUUAAUGAUUAUUUAUCCAGUAUGCAUGUUAAAUGAGUAUGAUGACAGCAAUGAAUCUUCUAUGAAAAUUGUAAAUUGUGAGAAUUCUGAGGAAAUCAUUUAAUUAAGCACCAAAUUUAACUGGUGUACAUAUGAUAUUUUUUAAAGUUGUCAUGUUUGCGAGAUAUUGUGUUUAUUUAUACAUUGUAUGCAAGAUGGAAUACAAUUAAAUUGUUAUGAUUAUGAA